This is a messenger RNA of Gossypium arboreum, 2695 nucleotides long. RefSeq names its product protein ROOT INITIATION DEFECTIVE 3-like. Gene Ontology annotation, biological process: DNA-templated DNA replication; rRNA processing. The transcript has 8 exons. Gene Ontology annotation, molecular function: protein binding. The coding region runs from base 1123 to 2547 and encodes 474 amino acids. NCBI's taxonomy places the organism in Eukaryota, Viridiplantae, Streptophyta, Magnoliopsida, Malvales, Malvaceae. The record is from RefSeq and is a predicted model, not a curated record. Gene Ontology annotation, cellular component: nuclear pre-replicative complex.
UUGAAAGUCCAAAACAGCUGAACCCGAAUAUGGGUUUCUUGAAACUUAUUAAGGAAUGGAGGGAUACUUUACAUGGCGAAAACUAAGGAAAAAAGAAGCACACUCCAGUUAAAGAAAACUGACUGUUUUAAAAUUUAAAGUUAAACAAGAAAAAAUUAGUAAUGUUGUGCUUGCUAAAAAUUUCUAGAUUGGCUACGAGGAGUCCUCAUACCAUCUGCAUCUUAUCCGACCAACCAUGGAGCUCGAGGAAUUUUCAACAGCCAUGGGAUGGUGUGAGGCCCUUGCUAUAGUGUCUUCUAGGCCUUGUAUCGAGGAGGUGGACUCCUACCGUCAGGUCUGGAACUGAUUCCUUGUUCUUUUGUUCAAGAACUAGAGAAUGACACCUCCUGAUCUCUUUGACUCUGUUUUAGCCAUGCUUUAUUGUUUUUGGUUUCUUUUGUCUUGGCUCUGGUGUACAUCAAAUGGAUGUUGUUGCGUGGUGUUUUCUCGACCACUUGUGGAGUCGAAACUUACGCAUGACUCACUCUCAUGGUUGUUUCAUCCGAUGGGGUUACCUUCCUCCCUGGAUUCCACCUCUUUGGUUUGCCUUCCUCGUUGUUUUUGAUCUGUUUUAUAGCUAUUAUCUUUUGAACCUUUGGUCUUUUGUUCGGACCUAUCUUUUGUAACCACUGUUGUUUGUCAGCUUUUAAUGACAUUGAUAUGUUUCCGACCAAAAAAAUUCAACAUAAGUAAGGGACAUCAGACGAUUCAAAAAUGAAACCAAACAAUGAGCAAUUUGUGCUUCUAGAACAUUCAUCUCUUCCUCAUUGUCCUAACUUGGUUUUCAAAUUCUGACAAAAACACCCAAAACUAUACAUCCAAUCAAUGUAAAUCCAGCACCUGACACAUUGCAUGGACAACACCUGCAUCAAUCCAAUUCCUUUACAGGAAGGUGCCAAAAAACAAAAUUCAAAAUAUUGCCCCCAAAACUAACUUUGUCCCUUCUUCACAUUUUUGUUAAAGCCAAGCAUCUUCCACCCCUUGCCUUUCUAAACGCAAACCUCUGCAAUCUCUCCCUCUAUACAUAUCCAUAUAUACAUGUAUUUAUACAUUUAUGUCUGUUGAUAGUCCUUUAUAUUAUUAAUGGAGAUGGGCGAAAAGAUGAAUAAGGAGGCAUUAGUGGUUUGUAGUGAUAAGAGUACGGGUAUUGGGAUAACCGUGUGGGACUUGGAAACUGGGGAACAACUCCUUCAUAUCCCCACCUGUGCUGCCGCUCCUCAUGGGCUGUUUUGUUUGAGAAACCAGUUCAUUGUAGCUUCUCAAAGCAACAGGCAUGGCUCUUUUGGUGGUGGGUCUAUCUUUAUUUGGCCAUUGAACAAGCCUCAGUCACCAUUGCGGAGCUACACAUUGGAGGCAAUGGGCCCCAUUUCUUGCACAAAAGAUGGCUUAUAUAUUGCGGGUGGAGCUACUUCCGGGAAUGCUUAUCUUUGGGAGGUUACCAGUGGAAGAUUGCUGAGAACAUGGCAUGCUCAUCAUAAAUCACUGAAGUGUAUGGUCUUCUCUGAUGAUGAUUCACUUCUUAUUUUUGGUUGUACCGAUGGAAUCAUCUCUGUUUGGUCUAUGAUUAGUUUGGUAGAUGUGGAAGAUUCUGGAAGCUCACCUUCUUUGCUCUAUUACUCAUCAGAACAUAGAUCUUCCAUAACUGGGUUAGUAACUAUGUCCGCUGGUGCACGUUCCAUUUUCAUAUCAAGCUCUCUCGAUGGAACAUGCAAGGUUUGGGAACUAGUUUCUGGAAGGCAUUUACAAACAUUAGUUUAUCCAAUGUCAGUGACAGCCAUCGCUUUUCAUCCGAUAGAGCGGCUCCUUUUUUCUGGUAGUGUAGAUGGAAAUAUAUUUGUUAAUGUGCUUGACAUUGGAGCAGUUGAGGAUUGUUUCGUUACUACGGAAGAUCAAGCAUUUGUGCUAAAAGUACACAAUGAAUCUAUAACUGCAUUGACUUUUAGCGGAUUUCAUCUGAUAUCUGCAUCGGAGGAUUUUACAUUCUGCCUAUGGGAUACAAUUAACCGGGUGGUCCUUAGAAGAUUCAACAAUAGAAAAGGUGCAGUGACUAAUAUGGUUGUGAUUAAGCAGUCUUCAUUGUUUCCCAUCUCAAACCAUCAAAGAGUUACUCAUCAAUUCCAGGUGUCUUUGCUCCAAAAGUAUCCUCAGCCUUCCAACCCAGGGAAGGGGAUGGCUACGUUCCUUUCUUUUCCAGCUUCCCACAGCAAGCCACCUCCCACUCAUUUCCAUGGAAACAAUUUGCUAGACCAUUUAAUAUCAGGUUCAGAGCAAGAAGAACAAACACCUGCUAUGCUGCAAACGAAAUUGGAGAAAAACAUAGACGAUCGACUAUGGGUAACAAGCAUGACAAAGCAUGUAAUGGAGAUAAGCAAGCAUUUGCAAUGUCGUUUGCUGGAUAUGAUGCAGUGCCGGUUGCUAUGCAACCCGUAUGAACUAGAUUCAUCCCCAAAGAAAAAAAGACACAAAAUUCAGUCUCAAAAUCAAACUCCUACGGAGCAAUCUGAGUAAUUUCAAAUUUUGUGAUUAUCAAAUGGAGAUGUAUCCCUUCACCCUUUAAAACUAUCUUUCUACUGUACUUUUUUUAAUCAAAUUUUGCCAUGGAUUAAAUAUCAAUAGUAACCCCCAUUUUCCUGGUGCAAGCAGCAUCGGAAAGAAA